GGGUGCUGGUGGUUCCUUUCACUUCGGAUGGGAAUUCACCUAGUAUCGACUUUGAUGACAGUGAAGACAUGAAAGAGAUCCCUGCAAAAAGAAAGAGGCUUUGGCUGCUGACCCCAGUUUAUGUUUCCGAGUGGACUGAGUGGUUGAAAGAAGAAAAGAGAUUGGCUGGUGUUUCCCCUGAAUCUCCUGUCUAUCUAUCUCUGCGCUUGGAUGGUCGUGUGCGUGGACGUGGAGUUGGUUACCCUCCUUGGAAUGCUUUUGUCGCUCAGUUGCCACCGGUAAAGGGACUAUGGUCAGGUCUUCUUGAUGGAAUGGAUGGAAGAGUUCUUUGAAAGGAAGGUCAUAUUAUCCAAAUUAAUCUCUUUCCUUAAACGAUUCAUGUCUGAAAAUCCGGCACAUCUCCAAUAAUAUGU
Molecule: messenger RNA, 413 nt
Organism: Hibiscus syriacus
Lineage: Eukaryota; Viridiplantae; Streptophyta; Magnoliopsida; Malvales; Malvaceae
Product: protein LOW PSII ACCUMULATION 1, chloroplastic-like
Exons: 4
Coding region: 69-332 (87 amino acids)
Source: RefSeq, a predicted model, not a curated record